AGCUUAGGCUCGAGAGAUUCUCAGUCCCCUCAAACACCCCGAGAUCGCCCAUUCUUUACGAAGACAUGUCUCACAACUCUGCCACUACCGGUUGGGAGCGAGUUGAGGACAAAUACUACCGCACCAUCCAGCUCUAUUCAGCGCUCUGGGAUCCCGACUUUGACCUCUCGGAUUAUAUUGUUGUAGGAGCACCUUACGGUGGAGCACUCGGUAGUCCCCCCCCCUCCCCACACCAUCAGCCGUUGCAAUGCUAAGCUGACAAAUUGCUCUCUGCAGCUCUCUACAAAGAUGAGACGAGAAUUCAAGCUUACCGAAACUCCCAGCAGUCAAAAUCGAGCAUAGAUAUAUAUAGUGCUGCCGGGAGGCUCAUCCGCCGGAUAUCCGUAUAGUAACCCGUUAUUUCGCAACCCACUGCCACUUCUAGUGCCGGGCUGGGGGAAAUUAAUGGAGAGAUUGCUGAUAUAUAUGUGGGGUUCUAGUGGGAUAAAGGCUCCAUUAAGGGUCUCGGUUGGUCAGAGGAUGAGAAGCUAUUGGUAGUAACGGAAGAUGGAGUAGUCAGGUGUUAUUAUGAUCUUCAAGGAGAUUUCACUCAAUUCUCUCUGGGCAAUGUAGGCCACUCCGAAGUUAUGAAAGGCGGAGCCACUAAUAUAUAUUUAGGGCGCCGAGGAAGUCGGCGUCAAGGAAUGCCGGUUCUACCCUACCGGCUUUGUCGCACUGCUACGGAACAACCGAUUCAUCUCUGUUUCCCGCUAUGAUGAGCCGAGGCCACGCCUCUUAGCAGACCCGGUCCCCUUUAUCCCGGCCACAGAGAUUAUCCACUCAUGGACGAUUCUCCCGCCAUCCUACACACUCUCCCGACAUGUCGAAGUGUUUGUCUCCACGGGCACGACUAUCUUGAUUGUGGACGCCACAGAAGUACUGGACCAAAUGCUUCAGAACGGGCCAUUUGUUCAUAUUUCCGUUUCACCGAAUGGAAAAUACGUGACUUUGUGCAGUGUUGAGGGGAAGGUUUGGGUCAUCAGGUCCGACUUUCAGGAGAAGUUGAGCGAGUAUGACACCGGAACUGGAGGCGAGGAAUUACCACGAGCAGUGGAGUGGUGUGGGAACGAUUCGGUGGUGUUAGCUUGGGAUGAAGAAGUUCAUAUGAUCGGACCCAGAGGCUCGGUGCUGAAGCAUUACUACGACAACUUUGUGCACCUGGCGCCUGAGAUCGACGGUAUUCGCAUAAUAACUACGGAGAAGUGUGAAUUUCUGCAAAAAGUUCCCGGUAAUUCACCAGUUCGUGUUGGCGCUCAAAUGCUUUGAUCUAAAUUAGUGAUGGCAACAGAUGGCACGGAAGAUAUCUUCAAAAUUGGAGCCACGGCACCCGCUUCAAUCCUCCUUGACGCCGUCGAUCAGUUGGAGAGAAAGUCACCGAAAGCUGAUGACAACAUCCAACUCAUCCGUGCACAGCUCCCUGAGGCAGUGGAUGCCUGCAUCAAAGCCGCGGGUCAUGAGUUCUCUGCCCACUGGCAAAAGCAGUUGCUUAAGGCUGCUAGCUUUGGAAAGAGUGUACUGGAACUCUAUAGCUCAGACGAGUUUGUAGAAAUGUGUGAAACGCUCAGGGUACUUAACGCUGUGAGGUUUUAUGAAGUCGGGUUGACCAUAACAUAUGAUCAGUAUGAAAUCCUAGGCGGUGGUCAUGACGGGCCUGGCUGACUCGGGUAGAUUUAUACAACUUACACCAGAAAAAUUAAUACAAAGAUUAGUCAAUAGACAGCAGCACUUGCUGGCAUUGAGGGUCUCAGAGUAUCUGCGGUUACCGACCGACCGGAUAUACAUCCAUUGGGCUUGCAUGAAAGUUCGAAUGUCAGCAGAUGAUGAGGAUGCCAUUUGCCGCAUGGUAGUGGCGAAACUCACUGGAAAACGUGGCAUAUCCUUUGAAGAGAUUGCAAGAACCGCGUACGAUGAAGGCAGAGGAAGGCUUGCGACCCAGGUAUGAGCCUACUUCAGUUAUGUAACACACAUUCUAACUAUAUAAAAGCUAUUAAACUAUGAACCACGGGCCGGUAGACAGGUUCCUCUCCUGCUCAACAUGGAGGAAGAUGAAAUUGCUCUUGACAAGGCAAUCGAAAGCGGGGACACCGAUCUUGGUAAAUAUUAUCACUACUUUGUGUUUCUCUAGGUCUGACGGGAAUAGUCUUUUUUGUCCUUCUUCACCUAAAGAAAAAGUUACCAUUAGCGAACUUCUUCCGGAUGAUCAACAACCGGCCUGUUGCAUCAUCGCUGAUUGAGUCUUCAGCCAGGGAAACGGAUCCAGAGCUCUUGAAGGACUUUUACUAUCAAGAUGAUCGCAGGGCCGAUGGUGCACAUGUUAUCCUCCGAGAUAGCCUGGCGCAGAAGGACUUAUCUCUAAAGAUGGAAAAGCUGAAACUCGCCUCAAAACUACUAGCAGAUGCGAAAGAACAUGCUCUCGAAGCAAAGGCACUUGAUGAAUCAGCAAAACUCUUACACAUGCAAGAGAUCUUUGAGAAGGACUUGCAGCAGGAGAGAUUUGUCGGCGACUCCAUUAAUGAGACCAUAUUCAAACUUAUCCGCAUGGGAUAUUCUUCUCGGGCGAACAAAGUGAAAUCGGAAUUCAAAGUGCCAGAGAAACGGUUCUGGUGGCUCAAAUUGCGGGCCUUGGUUGCGAAGAGGGAUUGGGGAGAAAUUGAGGAGUGGGGCAAAACGAAAAAGAGCCCGAUUGGGUGGGAGGUAUUGACUCUGCUUCUGGUUUAUUUCGUUUCCUUCGUUUCCUUUUUCCAGGAGCACCUUACUUACAUCACUCUAGGCGUUUUUCAAUGAGUGCCUGGCUGCAGGCAACACCAAGGCGGCAUCUAUCUUCAUACCCAAGUGCACCAACCUACCUCCUGCGGAUAGGAUGGAUAUGUGGGUUCGCUGCGGUAAUAUGGUUAAGGCGGGCGAGGAAGCCUUUAGGGCUAAGGAUGCUAAUGCACUGGAGCUGUUGAGGUCAAAGGCGGCCGGUGCGGCGGCCUUGGAGAUUGAUAGGCUCUUGAAGCAGCUCCGUCCGAAAUGAUAACGGGGUGCUUUGUGGGCGGCGACCGGGCGGGUAGCUGGCUCAAUGGCUGAUAUCAUCACACACGUGAAUUUCCUUCUUUCCUCUCUUUUACAAUUAAUGAUUAUUGCUUGCUAGAAACACACUAUACGAGUCCACUCUCGUAGCACACCCAA
Molecule: messenger RNA, 3210 nt
Organism: Tuber aestivum (summer truffle)
Lineage: Eukaryota; Fungi; Ascomycota; Pezizomycetes; Pezizales; Tuberaceae
Source: the annotation of a GenBank genome assembly